AUGACUGAAGCAGUUGAAGCUCGAUCGUCGACCACCACCACCACGAUGGUCAUUGACGGUAAAAGUGGAGACGUCGGUUCGCAGCCCGCGCGACUGAACAAGAAAACGUUCACGGAGGACCUCCACUCCACCUUCAGCUCUCCUCUGGCCUGGAUCUUGGUGCUGGCUCUCUUCAUCACAUGGUCUUGUGUUUUUGUAAUCAUGUUUGAUCUGACCGACUACAAGACCAUUUCAGGUCGUCCUCCUCCUGCUGUCAGGAAGGUUUUAAAGGACACAGGCCGUAGAGGAGGCCUCAGUAAGAUCGGCUCAGACCCCAUGAAGGCUGUGAACGACGCAAUGGAUGAAUCGACAAACGUGAUAAGUGCGGUGUUCAAAUUUGCUGCAAACCUGAUCGCUCCUGAAGAAGAUGAAGGUACAGUCAUUGUACACAUGGAAAUCUAUACGCAGUGA
This is a messenger RNA of Labrus bergylta (ballan wrasse), 450 nucleotides long. The record is from RefSeq and is a predicted model, not a curated record. NCBI's taxonomy places the organism in Eukaryota, Metazoa, Chordata, Actinopteri, Labriformes, Labridae.